UUACAGAAAAAAGAACACCGUGCAAAUCAAAAACAAAACCUCAUUCCAAGAUUUUAGGAACCAAACAUAGACACUAUCCGUUUCAUUUCACAACUUAUCGCCGUUCCUCCGGUAACCAACCACCACCGCCGCCGUCAACCACCGCCCCAAGUGAAAAUGAAGAAAAUGAUAGCAAUAGGGUUUGAAGGUUCAGCAAACAAAAUAGGUGUUGGAAUAGUAACAUUAGAUGGAACAAUUCUUUCAAAUCCAAGACAUACAUAUAUAACACCACCUGGUCAAGGUUUUUUACCUAGAGAAACAGCACAACAUCAUCUUCAACACAUUAUUCCACUUGUCAAAUCAGCUUUGGAAACAGCACAGGUUACUCCACAAGAUAUUGAUUGCAUUUGUUACACCAAAGGUCCUGGAAUGGGAGCUCCAUUACAAGUUUCGGCUAUUGUUGUUCGCGUUCUUUCGCAGCUUUGGAAGAAACCUAUCGUUGGUGUUAAUCAUUGUGUGGCUCAUAUUGAAAUGGGUAGGAUUGUAACAGGUGCUGAUGAUCCUGUUGUUUUGUAUGUUAGUGGUGGGAAUACUCAAGUUAUUGCUUAUAGUGAAGGAAGGUAUCGAAUUUUUGGUGAGACUAUUGAUAUUGCUGUUGGGAAUUGUUUGGAUCGGUUUGCUAGGGUUUUGACACUUUCUAAUGAUCCUAGUCCUGGAUAUAAUAUUGAGCAGCUUGCGAAGAAAGGAGAGAAAUUUAUAGACCUUCCUUAUGUAGUCAAAGGAAUGGAUGUAUCUUUUAGCGGAAUAUUGAGCUUUAUUGAAGCAACUGCUAAUGAAAAGCUAAAGAAUAAUGAGUGCACGCCUGCAGACUUAUGCUACUCUCUGCAGGAGACACUAUUUGCCAUGCUGGUGGAGAUAACUGAGCGAGCCAUGGCUCAUUGUGAUACCAAAGAUGUUCUUAUAGUUGGAGGUGUAGGUUGCAACGAACGCUUGCAAGAGAUGAUGAGAACAAUGUGCUCUGAACGUGGCGGAAGGUUGUUUGCAACUGAUGAUAGGUACUGCAUUGAUAAUGGUGCUAUGAUAGCUUAUACCGGUCUCCUUGAAUUUGCUCAUGGUGCGUCGACUGCACUGGAAGAUUCUACAUUCACCCAGCGGUUCCGGACAGAUGAAGUCAAAGCAAUCUGGAGAGAAGCAAAUUUGGCAAAAGCAAAUAGUCUUGCAGACAAAAGCAUUUGAUUUUUCAAUCUUGAGGUCUGAGUACUCAACUGUGUUCGAGAGAUGUGAACGAAAAGACCACAGGACAAACUAAUUGAUAUCCAAACCAGUCAUCUUCAUGUUUAUGUCUGUAUUGUGAUACUCAAGUACCAUUAAAUUAGCGUUAUAAAUUUAUGUAUCAAGAAACUCUUCAUCUUGUUUGAUAUUUUGUAGAGUUAUGUGGUACAGAAAUGGCAUCCGCGCCAAAGAUAUACCAGGUUCCGUGGUUUCAAAUCAACGGCACUUGCCUUGUACCUAAGGUCCUGGCAUGAUUGUUAACAACUCCAUUUCUCCUCUUGUAGGGUAUGCAUUUGGUUAGGAUUAUCCAUGUGAUAUAUGGAAUUAUGUUAGUAAUGAUAUUUUAGGACUUUGAUUAUGUCUAUGUUUGGUAUUACGGUGGGUAUGUCAGAAUCACGGUGACCUACUGUGAUUUUCCAAAAUCUACACUAAUUACCGUGAUUCUGACGUACUAACAGUGAUACCAAACAUAUAUUAUAUAUUUGAUGUGAUAUCCAUGUAUGGUUGACAUCCUCUAUUCUACCGCUGUCUUAUCAAAGGCUGUUUGUAUCCAACCUUAUGCUCUCUCCUAUUGCUUA
Messenger RNA from Trifolium pratense (red clover), 1829 nucleotides. RefSeq names its product probable tRNA N6-adenosine threonylcarbamoyltransferase. NCBI's taxonomy places the organism in Eukaryota, Viridiplantae, Streptophyta, Magnoliopsida, Fabales, Fabaceae. Gene Ontology annotation, biological process: tRNA threonylcarbamoyladenosine modification. The record is from RefSeq and is a predicted model, not a curated record. The transcript has 4 exons. Gene Ontology annotation, cellular component: cytoplasm; EKC/KEOPS complex. Bases 157 to 1215 code for a protein of 352 amino acids.